Molecule: messenger RNA, 1218 nt
Organism: Lachancea thermotolerans CBS 6340
Lineage: Eukaryota; Fungi; Ascomycota; Saccharomycetes; Saccharomycetales; Saccharomycetaceae
Product: UBX domain-containing protein
Exons: 1
Coding region: 1-1218 (405 amino acids)
Molecular function (GO): protein binding
Source: RefSeq, a predicted model, not a curated record
AUGAGCAGGCCAGAGUUGGAAUUUAUGAGCUCUGUGCAGCAGGCAGUUCAGCUUUCGCUACAAGAACAGAAACCUUUGGUUGUAUACUGUACCGAGGGGAACGACAACUGGCUCCGAAGUUGGUUCAAUAGGGAGUUGAGGCAACAACUCGUUACGACGUGUAUAGCUCUUAAGCUGACAAAAGGACAGCCAGAAUACGGAUAUUUCGAGCAAAUAUUUCCUUCAGUUCCCGUACCAAGCGUUUGUUGUAUUAAGGAAGGUAAAAUUACUGGCGUUGUUGAAGCUACUGUGGUCAAGACUGAUGGUCAGGUCCACAGGAAUACACUGUUAGCAUGUUUGGGUCAUAUACCCAGAAACACAAAUUCGGAGUCUUCCCCUAAACAAAACUCGACCCUAAAAGAGCAGGCAGCGCAAAGGGCAGCACAGUUGCAUCAUGAAGAAGUUUUGAAACAGCGCAAGGUUGAAAAAGAAGAGCGCGAGCGGAUAAGAAGACUUGUGAAGGCCGACCGGGAAGAGCUCAAAGCCAAAAAUCGCGAACCUGUUGCCCAUGAACGCCGCGCUUUGGACAGCCUGCACGAUAACAUCAAAAAUACUGAUCAUUUAACCGCGAAGACGUGCACUCUGCAGAUACGACUACUUAACGGGCAUGCAAUCUGUCACCAGUUCAAGUCCAACGCAACACUCAACUCUGUCAGGAGGUGGAUCGACGAGAACAGAGACGACGGCGACGCGCCAUAUGUUUUCUUCAGAAGUAUACCCCGUGAAUCAUUUCAGGAGUCAGAUGAGUUGAGAUCUCUAAGUUCACUACAACUAACACCACGUUCGGUUUUAAUUUUGAAAGCGGUCGAAAAUGAUGAUAACAACGUACAAAUUAUUGAUGUCCAGGGUCCCGGGCUCUUGGGAAGGAUGUUUAACUCCGUUACCGGUUGGUGGAAUUCUGAAAAGGCUAAUGAGCCUGACUCAGAUAUUCAGCAGACAACAAAACCCAAUGAAAAAUCUCCGGCUUCUUCAAAGUUUAAUUCUCCCGCAAAUUCCCCUUACAUCAGGCAUCAGCUGGCUCGAAACCCGUCUGAGUUAAGUCUUCCUUCCCGCCCAGUAUCACCUAAUGUUUUCCAGUUUGUAAACGCUGACGAUAACGAAGCGAGUGACCGCGACCGUAAAACCUUCAACGGAAAUAGCGUGAAGCUCGAAGACAAAAAAGGGAAGGAAGGUAAGUAG